Molecule: messenger RNA, 1634 nt
Organism: Vicia villosa (hairy vetch)
Lineage: Eukaryota; Viridiplantae; Streptophyta; Magnoliopsida; Fabales; Fabaceae
Product: protein JINGUBANG
Exons: 1
Coding region: 146-1396 (416 amino acids)
Molecular function (GO): protein binding
Source: RefSeq, a predicted model, not a curated record
CCUUGUUGGUACAAUUUUCAAUUUACAUUUGUUUGAAAUAUCAACACCUACAUGACAUAAUAUAAUCCACCCCUUCAUCAAUAUAUAUAAUAACAAUCCAUAUCGCUUUCUCUCAUAUACCAAUUUGAUUUCAUUACCUUACCAUAUGAAAAUCAUGGACUAUCACUAUGACACUCCCUCUUCCUCAUCUCACUCCAACCACUCCCUCCAACUUGCAGGGUCAACAUCCCUCUCUUCACAACGCAGCCUCCUCUCUGUUCCUUCCCUCAACUCUCACAAUCUCAAUCACCUUCAUACUUCCCACCUCAUCACAACCCUCAAAUCCCAUAACACAUCAUCCUACACAUCCUCUCUCACCCUCUUCGGUAAAUUCCUCCUCACCGGUUCAUCCGACAGAGAAAUCACAACCUGGAACAUAACUACCUCGGACGAACAAAACUCAACAAACAAAGUCGUCGCAGGAAAAGGCGCUGUUAAAUCCUUAGUUAUCCAAUCAAACAUACACACAAACACAAACACCCUUUUCAGUGCUCAUCAAGACCAUAAAAUCCGAGUUUGGAAACUAACCAACGACCAAAAAUACACCCAUUUAGCAACACUUCCAACACUCGGUGACCGUGCCUCCAAGAUUUUAAUCCCGAAAAACCAUGUCCAAAUUCGAAGACACAAAAAAUGCACGUGGGUUCAUCAUGUCGACACUGUUUCUUCACUUGCUCUGUCUAAAGAUGGAACCUUGUUGUACUCUGUUUCAUGGGACAGAACAAUCAAAAUCUGGCGAACAAAAGACUUCACUUGCUUGGAAUCAAUAACAAACGCACAUGAUGACGCUAUAAACGCGGUUGUAGUUUCUUACGACGGUGUUGUUUACAGUGGGUCAGCUGAUAAGAGAAUUAAAGUGUGGAAGAAUCUUCAACAUGAUGAGAAACAUAAACAGAAACACUGUUUGGUUGAUACCUUGGAGAAACACAACUCAGGAAUCAAUGCUUUGGUUUUGAGCAGUGAUGAAUCUGUUCUGUAUUCCGGUGCUUGUGAUAGAUCAAUAUUGGUUUGGGAGAAAGACGAUGAUGCUGAUGCUGAUGAUGAUGAUGAUGAUGGAAAAAUGGUGGUCGUGGGUGCGUUAAGAGGACACACAAACUCUAUACUAUGUUUGGCUGUUGUUUGGGAUUUGUUGUGUAGUGGUUCAGCAGACAAAACCAUAAGAAUUUGGAGAGGUGUUGGUAGAGAUUAUUGUUGUUUGUCUGUUUUAGAAGGACAUCAAGGUUCAAUUAAGUGCUUAACUGCAGUGGUUGAAAACUGUGAUGAUAAUUCAGAAUCAGAAGAAGCGUCUUUUUUAGUUUAUAGUAGUAGUUUGGACUGUGACAUUAAGGUUUGGCAGAUUUUUGUUCCUGCUAUGUAAAAUCUAUUUAUUUUUCACUUUUAGAUGGAAGCUGUUUUUCUUCUCAGCUUUUCAAAUAAGUGAUUUUAGAAUCAUGUUAGUAACUCCAUGAGAACUUAUUUAUUGGUUAUGACUUAUGAAUGAUGAUCCGUGUAUGACUUUUCAGCUAGUAAUGUUUAUGGUUGAUUGAAGCUGUUUGGGUGUGAAUGUGAAUAUAUAAAUAUUAUAACUUGAUAUUCUAUUAUGAGAUAUAUGACUU